Lodderomyces margitis is the source of this 1224-nucleotide messenger RNA. Its product is annotated as GTPase. Gene Ontology annotation, molecular function: GTPase activity. Lineage: Eukaryota; Fungi; Ascomycota; Pichiomycetes; Serinales; Debaryomycetaceae. The record is from RefSeq and is a predicted model, not a curated record. Bases 1 to 1224 code for a protein of 407 amino acids. The transcript has a single exon.
AUGUCCACUACAGAACAAGCCAAACAAACACAACCAGAAGCCAGUCCAAAGCCAAAGCCGGUGGUUUUGUGCAUCGGUAUGGCUGGUUCUGGGAAAACGACAUUUAUGCAGAGGUUAAACUCCCAUAUCCAUUCCAAAAAGCAAAUCCCAUACGUGAUAAACUUGGAUCCUGCCGUUCUUAAAGUUCCCUUUGGAGCCAAUAUCGACAUAAGAGACUCAAUAAAAUAUAAAAAAGUAAUGGAGGAAUACAAUUUAGGACCCAAUGGGGCAAUUGUGACGUCUUUGAAUUUAUUUUCAACCAAGAUUGAUCAAGUGCUUAAAUUGGUUGAUAAGAAACAGGAUAAAAUUUCCAAUGUUAUCAUUGAUACCCCGGGUCAAAUCGAAUGUUUUAUUUGGAGUGCUAGUGGGUCUAUUAUAACUGAAGCAUUUGCAUCAUCGUACCCUACGGUAAUUGCCUAUAUUGUCGAUACACCAAGAACAACAAGCCCAACAACAUUUAUGUCUAAUAUGCUUUAUGCGUGCUCCAUUUUAUACAAGACCAAGCUUCCCAUGAUUGUGGUUUUCAACAAGACGGAUGUGCAAAGUUGUGAAUUUGCCAAGGAAUGGAUGGGUGAUUUUGAAAAUUUCCAAAUGGCAGUGCAAAAGGACCAAGAAGAAAAUCAAGAACAAUCGAGUGGAUACAUGAGCAGCUUGGUCAAUUCAAUGUCAUUGAUGUUAGAAGAGUUUUACUCUAAUCUAGAUGUGGUUGGAGUGAGCUCUUAUACGGGUCAAGGAUUUGACGAGUUUAUGGAUGCCGUGGACAACAAAGUGGAUGAGUAUAAUGAGUUUUAUAAAGCGGAAAGGGAAAGGAUAUUGAAAAAGAAGGAGGAGGAUGAGAAAAAGAGACAGACCAAGUCAUUGAACAAGUUGAUGAAAGAUAUGGAUAUGAAAGACAAAAAGAAACAAGGGCAAGACGGUGAGGUAUUGUCUGACUUUGAUGAUGAUGAAGUAGACGAGGAAUUACAAGGAGAGAUAUUACCUGACGAAGAAGAGGCCCAAGAGUUGGCAGAAUUGGGCAAUCCAUCGAGAGAAUAUACCUUUGCUGAAGAUCGCCUGUCUGAGUUGGACGCAGCCAAGGAUGCUGAUUUACAAGCAAGGUAUCAACAAGCAAUGGAGGCCAGGGGAAAACCUGUAUCGUCGCAAACUGCAGAGAACAUUGCCAAAUACAUCAAUAGAUCACAGUAG